Acanthosepion pharaonis is the source of this 987-nucleotide messenger RNA. The record is from the annotation of a GenBank genome assembly. NCBI's taxonomy places the organism in Eukaryota, Metazoa, Mollusca, Cephalopoda, Sepiida, Sepiidae.
AUGAGAUCCAUCGUCAUAAGUCUCUGUUCUCUUCUUGUAAAAUCAUAUUGUACUAAAAAAAUCUUAAGUCAUAAGAUUGAUCAUCAUCGAAAAAGUUCACGUAGACGCCAUUUUCCUUACUUUCUUCUGCUUCUAUUUCCUUAUGUUGAUUGGUUGACUCGGUGCUGCCAGAGAUAUUUUCUGCUAUUUCCUCUUCUUAAUUUUCUUCUUUCUUCUUCUUCCCCCUCACCCUGCUUCUCCUUUUCAGCUUUAUUUUCCUAUAUCUGUUUCUUUUCUUUUUUUCUUUGCUACUUCAAAGCUGUCUCGACUCGUCUUUUGUUAACAUUCUUCCUCUUCUUUCCAAUUCUUGCUCCAAAAUCAUUAUAUCUUCUUCUUCUUCUUCUUCUAUUUCAUCUACACCUCUGCAUUCUUCUUAUAUUCAUUAAUUUUUAUCCUUAUUCAUUUUUUGUUUUCUAUCUUUCUCUCUAUUUUCAUUUUACUUUUCUUUUUUCUCGAUUUUCCUUUUCCAUCUUUCCUCUAUGUCUUUCGCUUUUCUUUUCAUCCAUUUCAUUUUCUAUUCUCUCUCGACUUCUUGCUUUCUCUUCGUUUAUAAUUUUAUUCUUGAAUUAUUUUUACAUUGACUCGUUUUUAUCUUUUUUUUAUUUUUUUUGUUUUUUUGUUUUUUUCAUAUUCUUCCAUUAUUAUUCUUUUCUGCUCAUAUUUUUCUAUAACCACUUUCUUCCUUUUUUCUUUUUCUAUAACCACUUUCUUCCUUUUUUCUUUUUCUAUAACCACUUUCUUCUUUUUUUCUUUUUUUAUAACCCCUUUUUUCUUUUUACUAUAACCCCUUCAUUUUUCUAUAACCCCUUUUUUCCUUUCUAUAACCACUUUCUUCCUUUUUUCUUUUCCUAUAACCCCUUUUUUCUUUUUACUAUAACCCCUUCUUUCUUUUCUAUAACCCCUUUUUUCUUUUCUAUAACCACUUUCUUCCUUUUUUCUUUUCUAUAA